Pygocentrus nattereri (red-bellied piranha) is the source of this 2978-nucleotide messenger RNA. RefSeq lists its product as uncharacterized. The record is from RefSeq and is a predicted model, not a curated record. Lineage: Eukaryota; Metazoa; Chordata; Actinopteri; Characiformes; Serrasalmidae. Gene Ontology annotation, cellular component: membrane. The transcript is spliced from 8 exons. Bases 590 to 1774 code for a protein of 394 amino acids.
AUAGUGCGCAUCCUGAGGGUUGCAGUUCACUCAGACUGAAGUUCCUCUGAGCUGCGCAGAGAAGAGCGGACAGACCAAACUGAUCCCCCGGACAGUCUCUGGGCCCUCUGCGCUGUCCGGCCCGAGCAGCAGCUCAGACCGACCUUUCACUGCCGCUUUAACCGCUGUAAUUUGUUUACAGCACCACUUUCUCCCCACGGAGCGCAGAGUAGCGCACUAGCUAACUCUGCUAGCCAGCUAUGCUAAUGGCGUUUGGACUUCUGAGCGCCUGUUUGUUUGUUUGGGUGGAGAUGAUGUGAAGCAGCUGAUAGAUUAUGAGGAAAUCCGUUUGAUGUUUUCGCUGCUAAAGUGUCCUUUUACAACCGAAGCUGACUAGUUAGCACAAAGCAAGCUAGCUUAGCUUCAGUUCUGUAUUCUAUCUCUAUGGAGCAGCUUAGUUUAGCAUAGCUCGCUAACAUGCUGAGUAUCGGAGAUGGUGCGGUUCUGUUAGAGAGAGUUCGGGAUUCUGCUGCUCAGCUUUGUCUGUAGCCGGUCAGUCCGCUGUCCUGCAGCGUUUACCGAGGCUGUAAGGCUCUCUUAUGGAUCCAGGAUGGAGAACCGUCUCCUGAUCGUCACCCUGCUGGGCUGCAGCGUCACUGUUCUGGAUGUUCAUGGAUUUGAUGAGGUGCGGGUGCGGCUGGGCAAUGCGGACGGGUUCCGCUGCUCCGGUCGAGUGGAGGUGUAUCAGGGUCAUCAAUGGGGGACGGUGUGCUCGCGUGAGUGGGACCUGCGGAACGCGGCAGUGGUCUGCAGGGAGCUGAACUGUGGCUUUGCCUUUGCCACUCGCGGAGGCGCGCACUACGGACGCUUGAGCGGAGAGGUGUGGUGGAGGAAUGUCCGCUGUUCGGGGGACGAGUUAACGCUGGAUCUCUGCGAACGUUCCCUCAACGAUGGAGUGUGUUCACACAAUGAGGACGCGGGAGUGGAGUGCACAGGUAAGCUACCUGCGCCGACGCUGACCAUGCAGUCCCCAUUCUCUGCUUACUCAGCCAGAGAGGCGGUGCUGUUCACCUGCACUGCCCCCUACUGGCACCAUCCCAUAGAAGUCCACUUGUAUAAGAGCGGAGUGGACACCCCUCUGGUGACUCAGCGGGCAGAUUUGAGGCAGACUCGAGUGGAGCUGACUCUCUCUGACCUAGAAACAUCUCACCAGGGCAGCUACAGCUGUCUGUACCGUAUCCAAGGCAACCCCGGCAACUCACCAUCCAGCAACACCAUCAACAUCACCGUCUUGGAGAUCCACACUCCUCAGAUCUGGUAUAACGCAUCUCCGUCGGUGCGGCCCGGCUGGGUGAACCGAGGGCAGAGCUUUAACGUGACCUGUUCCACGCAGCCACAGUAUCCAGGCGGCUCCUUCCAGCUCCGCCUGAUCCGACCCAACGGCACCGUGCGUCACUCUCUGCCCGCCCUCGCGCCCUUCGUUACCUUCAGCUUCUCCAAUGCACAAGCCUCCAACGAGGGCUACUACUGCUGCCUCUACAAGGUCCAGUUCGGUGGACGCACGUUCGUCUCCAGAGAGAGUCAGCCGCUGGCGAUCAAUGUUCGAGGAGCCGACCCGAUUCUAAGCCCUGUGGUCAUCAGUCUGCUGGUGUCCGGUCUCACCUUCAUCAUGGCAAUGUGUGCAAUCCUGAUUGUGGCUAAAGUUUACUGUAAGAGAGCGCGGAAGCCCACCGAGCUGGAGCGCGAGUCCAGAACCUGUGUGGACAACACUUACAUUGCCCUGACCAUUAAAUAACAGGAGAAUGACGAGCGAUCCAAACUCUGGACGUGUUUUUACUGUAAACUGACCAAAUUGCAGGUGAAGAAUAAACCAAAGCUGUAAGAAGCUCCUCGUCUGGGAUCUUUAUAAACUCUGAAAACAAAUCAGACCCUUAAAGCCACAUUUUAACACGAACACAGAAGAGUUCUUACAGGAAAAACACUUUUAUUUGGUAAGACUGCCAGACUAAGAGUUCUUUGUUUUCCAGCCCGUCACAUCAAUCAGAACCGAAACGGCAGUGCUGACUGUGGCUACCGAGAGCAGAAGGACAUAAGGAUUUCUCUGAAAUCUUUCUGGAGUCAGUUGUGAAAAGUUCUUCCAAACAUUCACCAAACUAUGAACUGUGAAAUAAGUUUUUUUUGUACGUUUAUACAUUUGCUUUGUUGUGUUAUUUAUUUUUUCUACUUCGGUUUUUAUUAUUAUAAUUAUUAUUACUAUUAUUAGAUUUUUUAUAUUUGUUUUCUGAACAAAGCCUCCAUCAGUGCGUCAGUCAUGGAAGGCCUUCGGCGCUGUGCAGCGCCACUCCAUUGAAACAGCACUAACGAAGCCAGCGAUGACGUCUGUUUGGCUAAAUCAGCUUAUUAUGAACAGAAUUAUUCCUGUAAUGGUAAAUGAUUUUAGUUUAUGGUGUUCAGCAAUGUUCUUACAAAAAAAACACAUUUCUUUCAAGUGUCUAAAAACACACAAUCACAAUAAAGAUCACACACAAUGAGUGAGUAAUGGGGGUGUAAUGAGUGAGUAAUGGGGUCUAAUGAGUGAGUAAUGGGUGUAAUGGGUGAGUAAUGAGUGAGUAAUGGGUGUAAUAGUUGUAAUGAGUGAGUAAUGGGGUGUAAUGUGUGAGUAAUGGGGUGUAAUGAGUGAGUAAUGGGUAUAAUGGGUGAGUAAUGAGUGAGUAAUGGGUGUAAUAGGUGUAAUGAGUGAGUAAUGGGGUGUAAAGGGUGAGUAAUGGGGUGUAAUGGGUGAGUAAUGAGUGAGUAAUGGGGGUAUUUAGUGAGUAAUGGGUGAGUACUGGGGGAGUGAUGUCGGCUCUCUGUCAUGUUUUCUAAUAUGUAAGGUCUUUCCGAGGUCUUUCCCGAUCAUGUGUGUAAACUCGUGUGUUGGCUCUACUGUGAUCUUCGUGUUUUUUCUGUAAGACGUGAAGCAGAACAGAAUAAAACUGAUAAAGUGGUCAGGCAAGAUG